Messenger RNA from Emiliania huxleyi CCMP1516, 836 nucleotides. RefSeq lists its product as hypothetical. Lineage: Eukaryota; Haptophyta; Isochrysidales; Noelaerhabdaceae. The record is from RefSeq and is a predicted model, not a curated record. The coding region runs from base 204 to 614 and encodes 136 amino acids. The transcript has 3 exons.
GCUCGCCACACUACCUGAACCUGACCUCCCUCCCGCUCUUCAUCCCGGGCGAGGUCCAGGGCCAGCCGAUCUCCUUCUCCAAGUCCGUCGUGCUCUGGGCCUCGCCGUUCGAUGAGGGCGCAGACGAGCUGGCCAGCGAGCUCGCCACCAAUUUCUCCGGUCUCACCGUCUCCACCGCCGAGGAGGCGGGCGACGCCACGCACAUGCUUCUCUAUCUGAACGCCGACACCUGGUCCGACGAGCGGCUGGCCGAGCAGGUCAAGCAGGCGCGCCAGGACAGGCUGAAGAUCGUCAUGGCGCACGAGAACGACCUCGACCGCGGCGGCUGUGAGUUCGCCAAGUUUUUUGAGACCACGCCGCAGGAGCUCAUCAACGCCGGGCUCUACGACGCCCUCGCCAUUGCCUGCUUCCCUGGCCUGCACCAUGAGGUGUCGCUCGUGCUGCUGGCCAAGGCUCUGGGCGCAACCCCGGUGAGCGCUCGCUCGAGCAUCCGCGACUCGCUUUCGAAUAUCGGGCGCUUCACUACCGUGCCUCGCGGCUCGACGACGUCCGACCCAGUCGUUACCGAGGAGGAUUCGCAGCUGGAGCAGCUGCCAGAGGUGGAGCAGGUGUAGAGGUGACGAGCAACUUUGCAGUUCGGCUCAAGCGGCAAGGGUUGGAUCGCGCUAACCACUUCCAGGAGUGCGCUGCGUUGGCAUAGGGCGUUUUAUGUAACAUGCUGAGGCUUCCUCGUAACGACGAGCUAAUAGAGACGACUCUCUCUCAUCCCCACUGUGAACAGUCGGGAUCUGUAUUUGCGCAGCUAAAUGUAUAGAACUUUACAACAAAAUGUAUAG